Messenger RNA from Erinaceus europaeus (western European hedgehog), 2195 nucleotides. RefSeq names its product neurotensin receptor 1 (gene NTSR1). The record is from RefSeq and is a predicted model, not a curated record. Gene Ontology annotation, molecular function: G protein-coupled neurotensin receptor activity. NCBI's taxonomy places the organism in Eukaryota, Metazoa, Chordata, Mammalia, Eulipotyphla, Erinaceidae. Gene Ontology annotation, biological process: neuropeptide signaling pathway. The transcript has 5 exons. Bases 127 to 1440 code for a protein of 437 amino acids. Gene Ontology annotation, cellular component: plasma membrane.
GAUACCUUUAUGCUAUGGCUGAGAAUGCCAAGAGGGCAGCCUGCAGCACCGAACGCUGACCAGUAGACGUGCCCACCCCAGCCGGGAGGUGCCGACUGAAGCCCAGCACCCAGGUAAGCAAGCACCAUGCGCCUCAACAGCUCGACCCCAGGAUCCCCCGGCCGGCAGACUGCUGACUCCUUCCUGCUGCCGUCGGGGCUGGACUUAGCGCUGCUGGACGCAACGCUGCUGGCCGCGGGUUUGGUCAACCGCACGGGCAACGUGUCAGAAAGCUUGGUAGCCACCCCUAGAGGAGAGCUGGACUUAAACACCCAGCACGUGAGGGCGACUUCCAGCAGCCACCUGGACGUGAACACUGACAUCUACUCCAAGGUGCUGGUGACAGCAGUGUACCUGGUUCUUUUUGUGGUGGGCACGGUGGGCAACGCAGUGACGGCCUUUACGCUGGCCCGCAAGAAGUCACUGCAGAACCUGCAGAGCACUGUGCACUACCACCUGGGCAGCCUAGCAGCCUCAGACCUGCUCAUCCUGCUGCUCGCCAUGCCCGUGGAGUUGUACAACUUCAUCUGGGUCCACCAUCCCUGGGCCUUCGGGGACGCCGUCUGCAGGGGAUACUACUUCCUGCGGGAUGCCUGCACCUAUGCCACCGCCCUCAACGUAGCCAGCCUGAGUGUGGAGCGCUACCUGGCCAUCUGCCAUCCCUUCAAAGCUAAGACCCUCAUGUCCCGCAGCCGCACCAAGAAGUUCAUCAGCGCCAUCUGGCUGGCCUCAGGCCUACUGGCUGUGCCCAUGCUCUUCACCAUGGGCCAGCAGAACCAAAGCGAUGACGGCCAGCACCCUGGGGGCCUGGUGUGCACGCCCAUCGUGGGCACUGCCACCAUCAAGAUCGUCAUCCAGAUCAACACCUUUAUGUCUUUUGUGUUCCCCAUGGUGGUCAUCUCUGUCCUGAACACCAUCAUCGCCAAUAAGCUGACUGUCAUGGUCCGUCAGGCAGCCGAGCAGGGCCAAGUGUGCACAGUUGGGGAUCAGCACAAUUCCUUCAACAUGUCCAUUGAGCCCAGCAGAGUCCAGGCACUGCGGCAUGGUGUCCAUGUCUUACGUGCAGUGGUCGUGGCCUUUGUCGUCUGUUUGCUGCCCUACCAUGUGCGGCGCCUUAUGUUCUGCUACAUUUCAGAAAAUCACUGGACCACGUUCCUCUACGACUUCUACCACUACUUCUACAUGCUGACCAACGUCCUCUUCUACGUCAGCUCCACCGUCAACCCCAUCCUCUACAACCUCGUCUCCGCCAACUUCCGCCAGAUCUUCCUGUCCACCCUGGUCUGCCUCUGUCCACUGUGGGGGCGCAGAAGGAGGAAGCCCACCUUCUCCAGGAAGACCAACAGCGUGUCCAGCAACCACACCUUCUCCAGCAACGUCACCCGAGAAACCCUCUAUUAGGGCCGGGUGGGGGCUGCAGGGUCAGAGAGGGGCAGGAAUGGGGUGGAGAGAAAGCAAGGAGGGUAGGGAGGACCUUUAAGUCCCAGUCCUUAGCUGCAAUCUCAAUCUGGAGCUGGAAGGAGCUUGAUCAGAGGCCACAACAUUCUUGAGGCCUGGGAUCUGGCCUCCAAUCCCAGAGACCCCCAUUUCCUUUCAGCUUCUCCACAACUCCUCCCUUCACCUCUCCCUCCUCACCCCCACCCCUUCUUCCUUGCCUCAGCCCAGCCCUGCCUCCUUACCUCUUUGAAAGUCAAGAAAAAAAGCAUUUCUCUCCCAGUUAUGAAAGGGCCUUUACUAAGUAAGGAGAGAUGGGUACUGGAGGAAAAGCCAUUUUGAUCCUAGACUAAUGGGUAUUGAGAGAAGAGACCCAAGGAGCUGGCAAGCUGGGCCUAGGCUCCCUGAUCACAGUGGCAGCCCAGGUACAGCGGGAGCCCCUACCUCUCCAGGGUAUGGUCAAAGGGUAAUGAAGGAUUCAGUCUGUUGACUAGAUGGGCCUCCCCCUCCUCUUUGCAAUCCGUUCUGUAGAGACAUGAGGCUGGACAUGCAACCCUCCAUGCUGGUCUCUCAGAUCCACUCACCUACCCGCCCCCACACCCUAUCAUUUAGGCCAAGUUCAGUCCCACUUGAGCCACUUCCAGGCAGCCCUUCCCACCAAGACACCCCUCCCUGGGCCCAGGGCCUGGAUAGGUGAGGUGGAGCUGUGGACAACGGCCUUC